UUAAUAUCGCGAUGGCAGAGAACAGAGAAGAAAUUCUAGCAAACUUUCAGGGAAUAACAGCCAUAGAAGAUGUAGCAGAAGCUAUUUACCACUUGGAAGAAGCCAAUUGGGACUUACUGGCAGCCAUCAACCGAGUAAUGCCACAAGAUGGAAACUCAUCAACGGUGGACCGAGAAACGCACGACGUCGAGAUGAUAGAUGAAGAUAUAUCUGUGAUAACUCCAAAAACACGCCCACCGGAUCGAGUAGACAACAAUCAGGCUUCCACGUCUGCACAUAGGAAUAAUAGUUCAACUGACUUAGUAGAACUGCAGGUCAACUGUAAUAAUAAGAUGUAUGAAAUCAAAAUGUCAGGAUCGGCGACAGUCAGUGAUUUAAAGAAGCGGUUAGAAGCAGUGUGCGGCAUACCGGUAUGUCGACAACAGAUAUCAGGGUUGGGGGGCUCGCGGGCGACCUCCUCGGCCACUCUUGGCUCACUGGGCUUACCGCGCAAUUCCGUACUACGGUUGAAACCCGCCGACGAAGUUAUGGCCGACGAUGAGGUUGCGGAGAGAUUGACGGCGACAUACGUGCUUCGUGUGAAACACGACGAUAAAGAAUACACGCUAAAAUUCCCUGGUACCAAAACGGUGCGAGAGGUCAAGAACGAUAUUUAUUCCCUCACAGACAUACCUUUCAGAUAUCAGUCGUGGACAGGCUGGCCCGAGGUGUCAGGACUGGACGACACAGUGCUAGCGAUGGUGGGGUUAGACUUACCGCAGCACGAUCUCACCGUCAAGCGCGCCACCAACAACAAACAGAAGGAGUGCAAGAGGAUAAUAGUAGAAAGUUCGGACAGCGACAAUAGUUCAGUGGAGGAAGUUGAAGACCCGACAGACGGCUUCACGGCAGAGGACGACAAUAUGUUCGUCGACCUUGUUCAGUCGGAGCGAUUGCAACCGCUUAUGUCAGAAAAUGUGGAAGAUGAGGCGCUGGGCUGCAUCGAGUUCUCACAGCGGUUCCGCUCACGCUACGGGCCCAACACGCCCAAUUUCUUCGAAGGCACCCUACAGGACGCCAUCAAGGAAGCCUGUCUCAAACCCGCCAAUGAGCGAAAAUUACUAGGCGUAUACCUACACCACGAACAAUCGGUACUGUCGAACGUGUUUUGCGCACAGCUGCUAGGCUGCGAGACUGUACUACAAACGUUAAACGAGAACUUCAUCGUCUACGGAUGGGACUUGACGCAUCCACAUAACAACAACAUGUUAUUGAACUCUGUGGGCAACGCGCUGGGCCCGGUGGCAAGCAUGACGAUCCGCAGCAUCCCCGUGGACCGACUACCAGCGCUUGUCAUCAUCAUGCGCGUGCGCUCCAACACCGAAAUUUACUCCGUCAUCAACGGCAACGUAGGCGUGUCGGAGUUAGUGGGCGGACUGGUGGAGGCUCUUGAACGAUUCGCGGCGCAGCGCGGCGAGGACGCGCGGCUCGAACGCGAACGGGACGCCAGGCAGAAAGUUAAACUGGAACAGGACGAGGCCUACCAACGAAGUCUCGAGGCCGACAGAGCCAAAGAAGAAAUAAAGAAACAACAAGAGUUAGAAAGAAAUCAGGAAAUUGAGCGAGUAGAAUCAGAAAGACAAAUGGAGGAGGCGAGAAAAGCUGCGGCGCGAGCUGCGGCCGCGGCGCUGGUGCCGGCGGAACCGCCGUCGUCGGCCGACGCGGUGGCGCGCAUCCGCGUGCGCCUGCCGCCGCCCCACCACGCCUGUCUCGAACGCCGCUUCCGCGCCUCCGACACGCUACAGGCGUUAUUUGACUACCUCGCAUCGGAAGGUUUCCCCCAAGACAACUACAAAGUCAUAUCUAGCUGGCCUAGAAGAGACUUGACGACAGAAUCUCCAAGCAGUACAUUGCGUGCGCUGAAACUGUAUCCCCAAGAGACCGUCAUGCUUGAGGAGCGGUGAGAAGCGCCCCACUCGCGCUCCGCACGAGUUACGCCGACGUCAUCCCCCCUCCAUUCAUCACCAGCCGAAAGAUAUCCACUGCCGAACAUAGGCCCAACAAAAUGCCACUGCAUACGUUCCUUGACCACCUUCAUAAUUAUCAGGUCGUCGAUCCUGGAGGCCAUCCUAUAUUGCGUCUGCCUGCUCGCGGUCGCCGCAAGAGGCCACACCACUCACGUCAUAUUAUUUCAAAAUCUCUGAAUUUCAUCUGAAGUUUAUAGACAAAACGCGAUAACCUCUCCUUAACGAAAACAUGUGCCUCCGUAAAAAGUACAGUACAUCACCCUAUUCUUACUACUGCAAGUGAGCUACCGACUACUAACUCUUUUAUAGAAGGUUUAAAUUUGGGCUGUAUAAUUACAAUACUAUUUGACGUACAGAUCGCGACAAGUAAGUUGAACAAACUGGCGGCCGUCUGCGCAGGUGUACAGUUUUCAGCUGAGACGAGAAGCGAUUGAGGGCUGCAGACCAAUUGGGGCGCAGGCGUCGGUAAGUUGCUUUAGUUACGCCUCGCCCCUUUCGUUGCACCUCAUACCGCACUCUAAUUGAGACCAUAAAGUCGAAUUCUGCGCAUUGUUCAACUGCGUGUCGCCAUCUGUAACUUACUAUUUUGACGUGGCGAGUUAUUUACACCAUAUCACAGAACAUGAAAUUUAGAAUCGAACUAUCUCAAUAACCUAGUCCCGUCGACAGAUUAUCACUAAUCACAGGUAGAAACCUUGAACCACGAACAAAAAUGGCACGUGGCAAGAAUGCCACGGUAUGAGUUCUUUUUAUUUUCCCGACAGUCAACCCCUGUCAACAAAGCGUGUAACCGUUCAGAAAUAUUGGGAAAAUAAAAUAAAAACUCAUACUGUGGUAAGAAACCUGUAUUGUUAGUGAUUAGUGGUACUCAUUUAGUGAACCACGAGUCUUAAUAUAUUAUAUUUGAGGGCUAUCAGCGUAAAACUGGUGUA
Hyposmocoma kahamanoa is the source of this 2938-nucleotide messenger RNA. It is a transcript of the gene casp, whose product is annotated as FAS-associated factor 1. Gene Ontology annotation, cellular component: nucleus; endoplasmic reticulum. The transcript is spliced from 16 exons. The coding region runs from base 12 to 1943 and encodes 643 amino acids. Lineage: Eukaryota; Metazoa; Arthropoda; Insecta; Lepidoptera; Cosmopterigidae. Gene Ontology annotation, molecular function: ubiquitin binding. The record is from RefSeq and is a predicted model, not a curated record.